Molecule: messenger RNA, 774 nt
Organism: Colletotrichum truncatum
Lineage: Eukaryota; Fungi; Ascomycota; Sordariomycetes; Glomerellales; Glomerellaceae
Source: RefSeq, a predicted model, not a curated record
AUGGAAUCAGCCCAGUACACGGAGGGCUCCUCGCCAUCGUCAAGUAGCAACAGUAACACCAGGCCUCAACCACGCAACAACUCUACGCACCAACAGCAAGCCAACGCUCAUUUGCCUAGGCGCAGGAGACCAUCUGCACGCCCUCCGUCUUCAGACUUCGUAGAGACAAGGUCUACAUCAGAGGGCUCAGACCGUGAACGCGGAAGCGAUGUCGAAGAACUUGGCCGUUUUUCACGAUCACUACCCAAGAUUAACUCGGGCUCGAGGCAGUCAAGGCUGGGAGCUUCACGGCGACAACAAUCAUCAAACCCAAGACCGGCGCCGGCACUGACCAUGCCAUCAGAGGAUGAGCAACUAGUUGAGCCGGUGCCUCGUCGGCCAGCGAUGCCAGUACGACGAUCUGCGCCCAGGAGAAUACCGCACCUUGGCGAAUCAAAUAUAUCUCAUUCGUCGGACACCGAUACGACGUCAAGCUCAUCAUCUUCGGGUCCUCCGCCUAUCCGGCGUCGUCCGAUCAGGACGCGCACAGAGAUGGAUUUGUCCUUGAGGGGACCGAUCCUUGAGAAGUCUGAAGAAGGCUCUGUUGUGCCUCCCGGUACAGAGUUUGGUCCCGGCUAUGACGGCGACAGACCGCUGCCUGUGCGAACUAGAAACCCGCGCGACAUUCUCAAUGAUGGCGAGCGCGGGUUCAUCGUGGACUUGAAGAUGAACCUAGAGGUGGAGAUUGAGCUCAAAGCUGCCAUCAUGGGGGACUUGACAUUAUCUGUGUUGUAA